Heterotrigona itama is the source of this 1819-nucleotide messenger RNA. Lineage: Eukaryota; Metazoa; Arthropoda; Insecta; Hymenoptera; Apidae. The record is from the annotation of a GenBank genome assembly.
AUGGAGUUUCUCCGCGGAGCAGAGAGACAGAAAGACAGAGACGUUCGAGAGACGAAGAUCACGCUCGAUGGAGUCGGUGUGUGGAAAGGAGAAAAAUUCGAUUCGCCCGGCAUCCCGGACUCAGCUGGGUCGGUUUGCUCUCGAAAUUCCCUCGAAUCAGCUAUGGACGAAAUUUACGAGGAAUCAUUCCGGAGACGUUAGAAAUGAAAAUUUCUCGCUUCUUUUCACGCAUCAUCUCUCCACGUAUCCUCUGCUAUUUCCCAUCGACGACUGACCGAACGAAAUCGACUCCGAAUAAACUGUUUCCCUCCUCACCGGACGUUUGCCAAUCGAGAACUCUUCACGUCCUUCGUACCCUUUGACGAAACGAGAUUCAAUGAUCUCCAAGGUGUGAACUCGAAGCGGAUCUUCGUUUCCCACCGUCGAUUUCGUCGACUCCUCUCUGGUGCGAUCGUUUUCAAUCGCGCGCGACCGGUCGUCUUUCAUUCGCCUCGUGAUCGUGACGAACUACGAGCCGAAGGAAGCUUCAAGGAGGAGGAGAAGCUUUCUUUCAGAAACUGGAACAGCUUGAUAAGUGCAAUUAAUCUCGAGGAGCGUGACAUUAAUAGCGACUUGGGGGUCGACGGAUUAAAAAUUUCUGAUAUCCCAACGGGCAUGACAAACUCGUUCCGCGGGGACGAUUAAUUAAUUGUCAGCACUUUACUUUCCAACGAAUCUGUCCCGCUGUCGCAUCGUGUUCGCGAUUCGUUUUAUUACAGUUCUCCUCUGCAUUUCGUUGAAACGUUCAGCUACAAAUACGCUCUUUCUCGUUAAUAUUUACCAAAGGUUUUUAUCUCACGUGUAAUAAACGAAUGUGAAACUGCAGUCUGAUCCAGUGUGAUCAUCAAUAUCCACAUUUACAGUGAACAGCAUAACUGAUUGAAUAAAGAAAACUAUCGGAAAUUUGAACUAUUAGUAGCUUUAAUAUCGUAAAAUCAUAUAUUAUAUAAGAAAAUCAUACUUCGACAGUACUGAAUUAAUUUUUUUUCAAACAUGAUUUCGUUUCAUGUAAUUAAUGAGAAAAUGAGCACACUUUUCUUUGGAAAAUUCGAACAUCUUUAUAAAUAUUGAAAGAAAUUUUGUAUGAUUAGAUCCAUUAUGAAUAGAGUCUCUUCUUUACAACGAGCCCUUAGAACUUGACGUACGAUACUUUUUUAGCAUAUUUAUUAAAGGUUUUGGGAGAUCGAUUGCAAAGAGACGAUUUUGGUUUUGAAGAUUAUAGUGGGUCUAGAUAACAGAAAAAGAAUUUUAUAUUGUUUUUUGCAGACAUAUUUGAAUUGUUACAACUUUCGAGAAAAAGGUAUAUUUUUCCAUUCUAUGAUGAUUAAUGACGACUAUGACUAAUGAUGAUAUGUAAAAUCACCAAGAUUGUGAAAGUAGAGAGACCUUACGUUUGAAAAUGAGCUGAAGUUGUAUGAUUCCUUUCAGAUGAAAUUAUAAGCAGUUCAAAUAUCGAGAAUUUUUCGAAUGUCGGAAAAAUUGUAUAUAUAUAAAAAAAAAAAACAUAAUUCCUCAACGAUCUCGCGUAAUAUAGUGACGAACCUAAGUCGAAUUAAUUCUAUUUAAGUUCAAUCAAUCUUCAUUGGAAUGAUUAAACAAUUACCCACCAUUCGAUCGUAUAUUCAAUGAAAUUCCACUGUUAUUUUUGAACAAAAUCAAAAACAUUUUCAACAAAUAAUUUAAUAUGGCAGGAUAGUGCUUUGAAUUUAAGAUUCAAGUAUAAAAUUGAAAUUUUUAUAUAUAUUUCAGGAUUCUAACUCUUUUUAUUCAGAUAAUUUAA